AUUGGGGCUGUCGAAGAAACACGUGCGCGAAGAACACAACGAGAGCACCUAAGCCCCGGCUGACACGGGAGGGGUGACUUGUGCGGUGGGCGGAAGCGGGGGCGAGGGUGGCUUGUACAUCGCGACCCCUCAGUAGCGUGCCGGCCAUCGCCGAGGUGGUUCAUCGAGCAUCGGCGCUUCGUUCUCUUUAUGACGCAAAAAUUCGGCUGGGCCGAACGAGGGUUACGUUCUGCCGGCUAAGGGUCGCUCUCGCACGAUCGGCGCGAUGCGAGGCCACGCGUUUCGCGAGCCGGAGCUGCCUCAGGGAGCUGGACGGUGUCGUACGACGACUCAGCGCGGCUAGACAACGUGACGACGUUCUUCGCGACGACGAUCAACAGGUUAAUCCCUAGCUGGCUAGCUGAAGCUAACGUUUCGACCAAUAAUCUCGUUGCGGAUGUCUCGUCGCAUCUGUUUGGCCGCAAUUUCGUCUGCACGUCUGUCUGCACGUCACAUCGUCGUUUAUCAUCACCUCCCCGUCGGUGCAGCGUACAAUCGACGCGACUCCUCCAGUUCUCGCGGUUGACGGGUGAGAGGAGCCGCGGUGUCCGAAGCCGCAGCAACCAGCCACCCGAGAGUCAAGCGCACUCGUACCGCAAUAUCCCACCGCGACCUCGUAGAUCCUCGUCGAGGCGCAAUCGAAGCCAAUCCGGCGGAUCCGCUGAAAUGAGAACGGCCGCAGCUACCGUGGCCGGUUGCAGGGCGAUUUACGGCAGCCUGGAAGCCCCGGACGACCGCUUCUGUGACGCGACAAUGACAAAGCCGCGGGGCAGCCCUCGAUAAACCCGAGCCGGGACACCGACCACGAGAGAUAACGCGAUCCGGUAGGAAGGUAAAUUCAUCAGAGAGGUCCGCCGUCGGAGAUGGCGACCAGCAGUCCCGGACAAUCGAUCCACCUAAAGUCCCCGAGGAGUCCGCGGCAGCUGCCGGCUCUUCCUCGCCUGCAGCAAAUGCCGAUCGCCGAACCGAGGAACCCGACUCGCGGCCAGUCGCUGGUCAAGUCGCCGGGCACUCCGCUGGUGUUCGAAUUCCCGCCGGAGUAUUACCCGGAGACGCCCAAUACGACCUUCGACUUCGACGAGUUCGGGCGCGCCGGCGUGCUCGAGCAGCAGCGCGGACCCAGGAGUCCGAGUUAUUACGCUCGCGCGAGCCCGCGCAGCCCCAAGACGCCCAACAGCGACUUGCUGCACUCGCCCGGCCGCAAGUCGCCGAUCUUCCAGUUCUGCGACCCGCGCAAGAAUCUCAAGCAAACCGCGAGCUACCCGGCGUCGGCGACCUCGGUGACCUCGGCGACCUCGUCGACGAGCGAUCGCAGUAGAUCGGUCAACUCGGCUGUUUAUGGCCGGGGGAGCCCGAAGCCCUUCGACCGGCGCAGGAACUCAUGCUUCGGCUUGGCCAGUCUCAAGAGCCCCAUGUCGCCGACGAUAGUGACGCCGAGCUCGCACGACGCGGUUAGUCCGAAAAUGGAGCGCAGCUUGGAGCUGGAUCCGAAGAAUGUCUACAGGGAGAUCGGCGGUUACAAGAGCAACAAGAGCAACGUUACAAACAACGCCGGCAAGACCUGUUCCCUGGAAGGGAACCCGAGCUCCCCCUGCAGUCUGCAGGAGAAGACGGCCGAGGGGGUUGGCGAUCGUUCGAGGAGCGUGAAGAUGGCUGGGCAUUUCAACAAGAGCCAAGGCUGCCUGGACGAGGCUGGCCGAGGGCAUCGUAGGGCUUCGGAUGAGCGCUCGAGACAUGGAAGGGCUGACAAGAACAUGGCCAGGCGGUCGACCAGCGAUCUGACGGAUAUGGGCGAAGCUGAUACCGAGAUUACUCUGCUGUCCAGCCCCAGAAGAAGAGGUUCUAUGAAGGGUGGCCUUGCUUAUUUAGCGUCGAGACGUGGAUCUUGUGACAGUCAAUGUUCCAACAUGUCCAAUGUCAGCAACGAGAACGUGGGCCCGUUGAAUUUCAGCGCACACCCGCGCGGCCGGCAACGGAGGACCUCGAAUUUCCUUGAGCUACCGGUGCCAGACCACAUAAGACCGCGCGUGCACAGUCUACCGGAAAAAGCGUACAAUCCCAGGGCCAGCGACGACCUGUAUAGACUCAGAGCAUUCAGUAUCACUCACAAGGGAGUCGUGAAUCGGGGUGAUUCCAUUAUUUCCCGGCGUAGCAGGAGCAACACCUCUGUCAACAGCAGCAGAAAUAGCAAUGUAUCGGGCGAGAGAUCGCCGUUCGAAGGCUCGUGCUGCAGCGGACAAGGCGCCAGCACGGAAAGCGACAUCGAGGAGAUUUCGAAAUACAGGGUUGUCUUACUCGGAGAUUCCGGAGUGGGGAAGACGGCUCUGGUCUCGCAGUUUAUGACAAGCGAAUAUAUGAACACGUACGACGCUAGUCUAGACCUUUGCCUUCAUGUUACAGACGACGAGUUCGGCGAGAAGACCGUCUCUAUCUUGUUGGAUGGCGAGGAGUCGGAAAUGGUAUUUAUUGAUCAUCCUCACGUCGAAAUGAGUGUGGAAAACUCCUUGUCGACGUACGAGCCGCACGCCUGCAUCGUGGUUUAUUCGAUUGUUUCGCGUACGAGCUUUCAAAUGGCCGAGGAGAUACUAAACUAUUUGUGGAGAGAACAUUACACUCAGGAACGAUCGGUCAUCGUGGUCGCCAACAAGUCUGACCUCGCCAGAAGCCGGAUAAUUUCGGCAAAUGAGGGCAAACACUUGGCUACGUCGCACGAGUGCAAGUUUAUCGAGACGUCCAGCGGGAUUCAACACAACGUAGAUGAGCUCCUGGUCGGGAUUUUGAAGCAAAUUCGACUGAGGGAGACCCGCGACAAGAAGCUUCGACGCCAGGGCAGCAAGGGUAAGCUGCUGUCGAGACUGCACAACAGCAAGACCGUGCUGAGCCUGAACCUGGCCAGGGAGAUCCUCAAUAAGAUGUGUUUGAACGACAGCAAGAGCAAGAGCUGCGAAAACCUGCAUGUGCUGUAAAAAGGGGAUCGCAACGUGGUGGAAAGCGGCGGCGCGGCAAGGAAUAUACGACGAGAGUCUCGUUUUACGGUUGACGAUCGUUUCUCCCACGAGUCGUCACAAGUCACCAGCUGGUGAUCGAGAUGGGGAAAGGUAAACGACGUCUCGCCACGAGCUGCAUGACAUUUCCAUGUUUCAUCAUCUGGCGCGGUUGUUACGGAGGGCCGAGGUAUAACGUGUGGCCGACACUUUUCCAGCCGCGGCCGUAACGAUUUUACGAGCUCCGUAACUGAUCACGCAUCCAUUCCUCUCGAUAAGGAGCCGUUGUUACUACCUACGUGUUUCAUGUUCGCGACGCGUCCCUCCCAGAUCUUCAUUUUGCCGCUAGCGGGUGUCCGUAACGCGUUAUCCGAUGUAUCUUCAUCGCGCAACGGAGCGAUAAUUCGCGUGCGGAGAUUCGAAGCGCUCGCUCAUCUGAAAGUUCAAGAGUUGAAAUUUUCAUUCUGCUUUUGACCUCAAUAUUCCGUCUAACGCUAAUUUAAUACUCUGGAGUCAAUAUCAACGUAUUCUGAUGGCAUUUAAUCUACAAUCUUGCCGAGAGGCUCGCGUAAGAAUGACAAAAUGUGUGUUUCUUGCCAUUCGGAGGCGUUGCGUAAGACUUUUUUUGUUCUUAUAUAAAUAAAAUUUCCAGUGGUUCUCCAGAAUCUGUAAACGUUAGACAGUUGAGCCAACCGAAAAUCGAGCCAACAUUUCGACUCGGGCUUUCUUUCCGGCUUCACUAACCGAGUAUCGUUAAAUCGUGCGAUAAGAGACACGAGAGAGCAAAAUAUAUUUCUUCCUCAUUCUUUAUACGUUAUGCGAAGAAGAUCGAACGCGACGAUUGCGAGGCAAACUGUAUAGCUGUUGACUCAAGAGCAUCAUAUUUUCUAGCAGGAAAAUUCCGUUCGAUUAUCGAUAGCUUGCUUGUAAGAGAAGAAAUAGUUCUCUCGCUGUAACGAAGACAUGAUCGUGUGAUUAUAUUAUCAUUUUUACUGUUGUGGGCGCACCAAAUGGUCGGCGAUGCUACGGUGAAUUUUCUUUCUCUAAUGUUACUUCCUACGGUGGACAAAGCCGCAGGCCAAGCCGCGCAGACAAAGGCAGGCAAAGUCCCGCAGGCGGAUUUAGCAAAUUAUAAGUUAAAGUCUCUAAGCCUCUUCCCGUGUAAAACGCGUCCGAUAAGCGUAUCCCCUGAAAGUGCUCCACGAUGAGAAGAAGGCUACAGGUGAAUGCGCUUGAUUAAAGAAUGAAAACAGUUUCGCACCAACAGGCGCUUUCGCCCUUUGCUGUCGCCCGCGUUUCUACGUCGUCUUCUCUCCUCGUACGUGGGGCCACAUAGAGUUCGAGAAACGCAGGUAAAAAUAAGUCACGAGCUGGAUGGCUGACAUACGCCGUCGUGAUCAUGCGGUUAAGACCUAUGCACGUUUAAGACACGUGCGCGCGUGUGCGUAUAUCCGAGCACGUGCGUCUGCGAACUUGAAAUUAGAACUUAAGAUUAACGAUCGUCACACACAGGUGAGUCGUCUGUUUGGGCGCGAGACGAGUGACGGCGCAGAUAAAUCUCGUGCGUCGUCUCUGUCUGCAAUGCAGCGAUUUGAUUAUUUAUUAAAGCCUAAUGAGUAGCACGUGCGCCGAGUCCCACGCGUUACUCCACGGUUCUUCGAUAAUUGCGUUUUGCGAAUAAAGCCGGCUUCGGGCGGGCGCGAUCGGUUGGCCGAAUAUUCGCCCAAGCCGGGACAAAUUUCACUCGCAUAACCGGCGAGAUUAAAAGACAAAUGCCGACGCUCGGUGCAGUAUUUAUUCGCUCUGUGGAAAACAACUAAUCGAUAAUGUUAAUUAGUGAAUGAAGCUUCGAUCGAUUAAUCAUCCGAGCGGUCAUUCGAGUAACGCGAUACCACGAAAACAUCAGCAAUCCCGUUAUGUCGAGAUGCUUUGUUACGCGUGAAAUUAUUGCAGCAUGUUUGCGUUACAUUAAUUACAGGCAACACUAUGCACACCGUAUUUGAGUAAUCAUCGUAAAGGUUCGCCAGAUCGAGUACAACACGCAUCGAAAUUUCCGCCAUUCGGCGGAUAUUCGGUAAAUGUGAACGCACCGACGUGGUUCCGGCGUAAUGCGUGCAAUUGAUCAAUGACGAUCGAGUAGGUAUCGCGGAUGUUCCUUACGUAAUAUCGUGUCAUCGUUCGUUGAAUAUCUUGGAUCGCGAUAAUAAACAAGGUGAGGUGUGAAAGAAUAGAGUUUUUCGCUUUUAAACAUGAGCGAUACUUCUUCGAAGACUAUUUAGCCGAUCACAAGGUACAUCGAAAUUCUUGAGUAUUUAAUUGUCGAAUAUUCUUGGUUAUUUACUGUUGUUUGCACACGAAUGUCUCGGAAUAGUCGACGUAAAUUGGCACUGAGAAUUACGAUUAGGGCGCGGAAAUUGCCAUCGACGGUGGACGUGGAAAAAUCCACCGUGAAACCUUACGAACUUCUGCGCCCUGAUCACGAUGUGACGUCUGACCGAGUGUGGCCGUGAUAUCGGCGUUUUAUGACGAUAAAAAUAGACCCGACGAAAAUUAAUUCUAUAUGACUUUUGUCUCCAUAUGGCAGUAUAAUUAUAUAAAAUUAUAUACGUCUACAAGAAAAAGGAAUCUGUCGUUCACAUACAAUUAAAGUAACUUUAUGUUUA
Messenger RNA from Harpegnathos saltator (Jerdon's jumping ant), 5686 nucleotides. RefSeq lists its product as uncharacterized. The transcript has 8 exons. NCBI's taxonomy places the organism in Eukaryota, Metazoa, Arthropoda, Insecta, Hymenoptera, Formicidae. Gene Ontology annotation, cellular component: plasma membrane. The coding region runs from base 903 to 3005 and encodes 700 amino acids. Gene Ontology annotation, molecular function: GTPase activity; GTP binding; calcium channel regulator activity. The record is from RefSeq and is a predicted model, not a curated record.